This is a messenger RNA of Rhodofomes roseus, 1386 nucleotides long. Its product is annotated as sirtuin. The coding region runs from base 93 to 1001 and encodes 302 amino acids. Gene Ontology annotation, molecular function: NAD+ binding. The transcript has 6 exons. NCBI's taxonomy places the organism in Eukaryota, Fungi, Basidiomycota, Agaricomycetes, Polyporales, Fomitopsidaceae. The record is from RefSeq and is a predicted model, not a curated record.
GCCCAAGUCGCGAGCAACCACGGCCGUUCGUCGACUCAAAUCGAACGUUCGAACCUCGUAUUCGAGAUUGCAUAGUGGCGAGUGGAUAUAGCAUGGCACCCUCAUCUGACCCCCAGGCAUUCCGCGAAGCACUCGCAAGUUCGAAGCGCGUUGUCAUAUUGGCAGGGGCGGGUCUCUCCGCUGCUUCAGGCAUACCGACAUUCCGGGGUACUAAUGGAUUGUGGAAGACGAAAGAUUCAAAGCUAUUCGCUACCCCCGAGGAAUUCAACCAAGACCCCAGUAGAAUCUGGCAAUUCUACCACUGCAUUCGCGACCGAUGCCUCCACGCCAAGCCCAAUGCCGCGCACCAUGCGCUCGCCUCACUCACCCUCCCCUCCAUCCGCGCGCGCCUUCUCCCCUCCCUCACCGACCCCACCAAGCCUCCCCUCCUCAUCACCCAAAACUUCGACGGCCUCUCCCCGCUCGCGCUCUCCCCGCACCUCACCCCUGCCUCGCAGAAACUCGCCUCCUCGCGGCUCGUCGAGACGCACGGCUCCAUCCUCAAGACGGUCUGCCUCCAGUGCAAGCACACGAAACACACCCGCGAGACCCCGCUCUGCCCUGCGUUCGCGGGGCUCACCGAGGCGGAGGUGGAGGCGGGCGGGAGGACGAUACCCGUUGAGGAGCUCCCGCGGUGUGGCGGCACUGAGUGGGACGGGUCGAAUCGCUAUGGACGGUGUGGAGGCUUGUUGAGGCCCGCGGUGGUGUGGUUUGGGGAGGUCCCGGAGGGGAUGGGCGAGAUCGCGAUGGAGCUGAACUGGACGGACCUGCUGAUCGUGGUGGGCACGUCUUCGCUGGUCCACCCUGCAGCGAGCUUCGCAAAGACGGUCAAGACCAGGGGCGGCAAAGUCGCCGUGUUCAAUCUGCAACGAUCAGAGGGAGACGAGAACGCAGACUUUCUGUUCCUUGGGCCCUGUGAGGAGACCCUGCCGUCGGUCCUGGGCACUACGUCCGAGUCUUGAAGCAAUACAGUGUAUCAGUCAAAUUGUGCGCAGUAGAAGGCAAUAGAACGGCGGCCCAAGCUACAUUGUUGAUUUCAAACCAGCGGCAUAGGUCCGCGGCGAGGUAUCCGGCUUGUUAAAUGUGGGCAUCCUGCGCAUCCCGAGACUGGUAUCACUUAUGGUCCGUAAGCUGAGCUGCGCUGUUUAUCGCGCUGUUCAACGACAGGAGGCGUUGCGCUGCCUUCAAGCUCUUCCUGUCACUGUGAAACAAUCAUCUAUAGCCCCGGCAGUGGACAGUAGUAAGACCACAGUGUGGCGUUGUACUGCGCCAUCGUCCCAGGGCGCACCGAGAAACUAGAGUCAGUCGGUCCGAUAUCGUACCUCCAGAGGGGUGACAGCUCGCAGC